AUGGUUGAAAACUUGGCCGAGCCUCGAUGUGUGCUUAUUACGGGCGGUUGUGGUUUUAUUGGAUCGAAUUUUAUAAAUUUCAUUGCGGAUCGUUGGAAAUCUUCCAGGAUAGUCAAUUACGACAAAUUAGCAUUUGGAGCUUCACCUCAUCACGUUGAGAAGCGAAUCCGAGAGUCUAGCAGGUACACAUUUAUCGAAGCUCGUCUUGAGGACCAGGAUAUUCUUGACAGAUGUUUGCAUGAGCAUCAGGUGGAUAUGGUUAUUCACUUUGCCGCUAUUACUCACGUUGAUGAAUCGUAUACGGAUCGUGUAGGAACGAUUCAGGAUAAUGUCAUAUCGACAACAACCUUACUAGAAAGUAUUAUGAACAGAAACUAUAAAGGGGUGAAACGACUCGUUCAUAUAAGUACGGACGAGGUAUACGGUGACUCAUUUGAUGAUGCUACUCCUAAAACUGAAGACUCAUUACCAAAUCCAACAAAUCCCUAUGCAGCCAGCAAAGCUGCAUGUGAAGUGAUAAUUAGGUCUUACUGGCAUUCAUACAAACUUCCUUACGUUAUGGUCCGCAUGAAUAAUGUAUAUGGACCCCGUCAAGCUUGUACAAAACUUAUACCGAAAUUCACAAAAUUGGCGUUGGAGGGAAAGCCAUAUCCCCUGAUGGGAGAUGGAUUGCAUACACGAAGUUGGAUGUAUGUAGAAGACUGCUCGGAAGCAAUCAGAAGGGUUGCCGAGGACGGUCAGCUGGGGGAGGUGUACAAUAUUGGGACGGAUUUCGAGAUGACCAACAUCGAUCUGACGAGGAAAAUCCACGACAUCGUCAACAAACUGCAAAAGCGAAAAGAAUCGCCCCCUUCUUUUGUGCCAAUACCGGACCGGCCGUACCACGAUCGCCGAUAUUACAUCGAUUUUUCAAAGAUCAAAAAAGCGAUGGGCUGGCAGUGUACGACCCCGUUCGAGGAAGGUCUAAUGAAGACGAUCGAUUACUACGUAAAACACGGCAAACACGAGAAGGUGACGUCACGUCUCCAUGGAUAA
Molecule: messenger RNA, 1035 nt
Organism: Necator americanus (New World hookworm)
Lineage: Eukaryota; Metazoa; Nematoda; Chromadorea; Rhabditida; Ancylostomatidae
Exons: 8
Coding region: 1-1035 (344 amino acids)
Biological process (GO): nucleotide-sugar metabolic process
Molecular function (GO): dTDP-glucose 4,6-dehydratase activity
Source: RefSeq, a predicted model, not a curated record